Molecule: messenger RNA, 2185 nt
Organism: Manduca sexta (tobacco hornworm)
Lineage: Eukaryota; Metazoa; Arthropoda; Insecta; Lepidoptera; Sphingidae
Product: antichymotrypsin-2
Exons: 11
Coding region: 328-1539 (403 amino acids)
Molecular function (GO): serine-type endopeptidase inhibitor activity
Source: RefSeq, a predicted model, not a curated record
GUUGACAGUUGACAUUGUUGUUAUAAAAGUUGAUGUCACCUGACUUUACAAUAAUUAUUAAAACUAUCGUAAUUUUGGAUCAACUUUCAUUCAAGAUUAAGAAGUUAUUGAUCAUAAACUUAUACUGCAUAUUUUAUUAUUAUUAGCGUUGCAUUAUUUCGUCUGUAUAAUUAGUGAGAGCAGUGGUACAUAGUGGGUAUUAUUUUGUGAAAUAUUUAUUUGAUUAUUCAGAUAAGAUACAAAUAUGUAACUACUCCGAUUGGACGUUGUUUAUCAGUUGUGUGGAAUGUAAAGAGGGAUAAUGAUUUAUAGUGUGUAAUUACUAUAAUGUUACCAUUUUCCCUGAGUUCAUCAGUUCGCCCGUUCACUCUGUUAAUUCCGUUACUCUUAAUACAAGUGAACAGUUCAGCCGCAAACAUGGACGCUAAAGCACUCUCGUCUGCAGUUGCCAAAUUUUCGGCGAAGUUCUGUAAUGAACUAGAUAAAUCCAAGAGUGUGGUAUCUUCGCCUCUGUCUGCUGAAUACUUGCUGGCUUUGCUAGCUCUUGGCACUACGGAGCCUGCCCAUAGCGAACUGCUCACGGCCCUCGACAUCCCUGAUAAUGAUAGCAUCCGAUCCUCAUUCGGCGCAGUUUCCGCUAAACUGAAAGGUAUUAAAGGUGUUACAUUUAACGUCGCCAAUAAGAUAUACAUUAAAGAUGGUGGCUAUGAGCUAGUGCCCGAGUUGAAAGAGGAUGCAGAAAAGGUUUUUGAUGCUGAAUUUGAGAAGGUGGACUUUGAUAACAGCGCUGCUGCAGCAGACCUCAUAAACAAAUGGGUUGAAAAUAAAACGAACGAAAAGAUCAAGGAUCUUUUGUCUUCAGACAGUUUCAAUGCAGACACUCGUUUGGUACUUGUCAAUGCACUUUAUUUCAAGGGCAAUUGGAAAACUCAAUUUGACGCAAUGAACACAAUUGAACAGCCUUUCCAUAUCGACGCUCAAACUUCGGUCAACAUUCCCAUGAUGUUCCAGGAAGAGAAAUUUAAAUACGGCGAGAGUUCCGAUCUCCAGGCUCAGCUGUUAGAGAUGAAAUAUGAAGGAGGCGACGCGAGUAUGGUGAUUGUGUUGCCCAAUGAGAUCGACGGUCUCGACGGAGUCAUGCAGAAGCUGGCCGACGGAUACGACCUCAUGUCGGAGGUGGAGAAGAUGUUCUCUACGAAGGUUAAGGUCACCCUUCCCAAGUUCAAGAUCGAAACGGAAAUUGACCUUAUGGAGGUGCUGCCGCAGCUCGGUAUUAAAGCUAUCUUUGGUCACGGCGAUUCCGGUUUGAGUAAGAUCUUGAACACUGGUGAGCCACUGUACGUGUCCAAAGCCGUUCAGAAAGCGUACAUCGAAGUGAACGAGGAGGGCGCUGAAGCCGCCGCGGCCACAGGGAUGGUGAUGAUGCUCCGGUGCGCGCCGAUGCCGUCGCCGCACUUCCGAGCGGACCACCCGUUCCUAUACCUGCUCGUCGGGCCCAACCGCGCGACGCUCUUCAUUGGCGUCUUUCGUGCCAAAUAAUGUGCAAACAAACGCUUUUCGAUGUCGUUUGCCUUCUGCUCGGCUAUCAUAGGAGAAGAAACGGUGCCUUACUUCACGGCCGACCAUCCCUUCAUAGCAGCGAUCAUCAUUGCCGGCACGCCAUUCUUCAUUGCUACGUACCGCAAUAAUGAGGAAUAAUUACUCUCUCCUUGGAGAACUUCAGUCACCCUUAACACCUCGGAAUAUUGCAUUUACAUGACAAUUAUUAACGCACUAACAUUUUAAAUUUAUUAUAUAUUUAGCAACACAGUAUUAUGUUAAGACUUUACAUUCACGCAUCACAGAAGUACAUAAAAGGUGGAUUAAUUCAAUUUGUCGAGCAGAUCUUUACAUUUUAAAAUGUUACAAAACUUUAAAUAUCAAGUCUAUGACACUUAACGAGUAUAAUAACACAACGAGGAAUAGAUACCCUUAAAUUGUACAAUUAACUACGAUGCCAUAAUGUCAGUGAACUGUUACACUUUGUUACUAAUAGUAUUUAUAAAUGUUUGUACAAAAGAAACACAAUUAUGUAUUUUUUCUACACAUAUUUUAUUUACUGUUGUAAGUAUAAUGUCCACUACGUAUAUAAAUAACAUUUUAAAUUAAUUAUUUAAUAAAAUAUAUAUUUUGUUAAGUAUAUAAA